Messenger RNA from Pantherophis guttatus, 4324 nucleotides. RefSeq names its product FERM domain containing 5 (gene FRMD5). Gene Ontology annotation, molecular function: cytoskeletal protein binding. Gene Ontology annotation, cellular component: cytoskeleton. Lineage: Eukaryota; Metazoa; Chordata; Lepidosauria; Squamata; Colubridae. The record is from RefSeq and is a predicted model, not a curated record. Gene Ontology annotation, biological process: actomyosin structure organization.
GGCGGCAGCUGUGGCGGCGGCGGCGACACCCCCCCUCGCCCGCCAGGGAGCCCCCUGCUCCGGCCAUGUGAAGGGAGCCGGCGCGGAGCCCCCGUCCGCCGCCGCUGCCCCGGCCAAGAUGCUCAGCCGGCUGAUGAGCGGCAGCAGCAGGAGCCUCGACCGCGACUACAGCUGCACCGUCCGCCUCCUCGACGACAACGAGUACUCGUGCACCAUCCAGAGAGAUGCCAAAGGCCAGUUCCUCUUUGACCUGCUGUGCCAUCACUUAAACCUCCUGGAGAAGGAUUACUUUGGGAUCCGCUUUGUUGACCCCGACAAGCAGAGGCACUGGCUGGAAUUCACAAAGUCUAUUGUGAAGCAAAUGCGAUCUCAGCCCCCAUUCACCAUGUGCUUCCGAGUGAAGUUCUACCCCACCGACCCAGCUGCUCUGAAAGAGGAGAUCACCAGGUAUCUCGUCUUCUUGCAGAUCAAACGAGAUCUGUAUCACGGGCGCCUCCUGUGCAAGACCUCGGACGCUGCUCUGCUGGCCGCCUACAUCCUCCAAGCCGAAAUUGGUGACUAUGACCCUGGAAAACACCCAGAGGGAUACAGUUCCAAGUUCCAGUUUUUCCCCAAACACUCUGAAAAAUUGGAGAGGAAAAUUGCUGAGAUCCAUAAAAUUGAGCUCAGUGGGCAGACCCCCGCGACAGCAGAGCUGAACUUUCUCAGGAAAGCGCAGACCUUGGAGACGUAUGGAGUGGACCCACAUCCCUGCAAGGACGUGUCCGGAAAUGCUGCUUUUCUGGCCUUCACCCCGUUUGGAUUUGUGGUCCUGCAGGGAAACAAGCGAGUUCACUUCAUCAAAUGGAAUGAAGUGGCCAAAAUGAAAUUUGAAGGCAAGACGUUCUAUUUAUAUGUAAGUCAGAAAGAGGAAAAGAAAAUUGUCCUGACCUAUUUUGCUCCGACUCCUGAAGCCUGCAAGCAUCUCUGGAAAUGUGGGAUUGAAAAUCAAGCCUUUUAUAAGUUGGAGAAGUCCAGUCAAGUUCGCACCGUCUCCAGCAGCAACUUAUUUUUCAAAGGGAGCCGCUUCCGAUACAGCGGCCGAGUUGCCAAAGAGGUUAUGGAGUCUAGUGCCAAAAUUAAGAGGGAGCCUCCGGAAAUACACAGGGCUGGACUGGUUCCCAGCCGUAGCUGCCCCUCCAUCCCCCACGGACCCCGGCUCAGCAGUGUUCCCAGGACCAGGAGGAGAGCUGUCCACAUCUCCAUCAUGGAAGGCCUCGAGUCUUUGCGGGACAGCGCUCACUCCACCCCGGUCCGGUCGACCUCCCACAGCGACGCCUUUUUGCUCCACUCGCGGAGCAGCAGGGCGGAGAGUAACGAGCGUGUGGCAAUCAUCUCAGAUGAGGUCUACAGUCCAUCGGACAGCGUGCUGCCCACUCCGGUGGCCGAAGAGAGCCUGGAACUGAUGCUGCUGUCCCGGCCGGUUAAUGGCACCCCUUGCAGCAUAGAGGAAGAGGAGUCGGAAGCCAGCGCUCCAGCGGGGGAGGCAGAGGAGCUGGGAAGGGACCUCCGGGCCUUGUGCAGCAGUGGAGGAGCCCAAGCAGAACAGGUGAAUAAGUUUGUUUUAAGUGUCCUCCGUCUGCUCCUUGUGACAGUCGGACUCCUCUUGGUUUUGCUCCUUCUCCUGAUCAUCCUUACGGAGUCUGACCUUGACAUUGCCUUUUUCCGUGAUAUUCGCCAGACCCCCGAGUUUGAACAAUUCCAUUACCAAUACUUUUGUCCCCUCAGGCGAUGGUUUGCCUGCAAAAUCCGCUCCGUACUCAGCCUGCUCAAUGAUACCUGAAGGCAGUUGUCCUCCUAGUAACUAACCGGGCGGACUGUGGAAGAUCCCUGCUGCCCAUUCCCAGAAAAUGGGGCUCAUCGUGGCGCCAUCAGCACAUAAACUAAGUCCUCCUCCUCUUCCUCCUCUCAUGACUCAAAGCACGUUGCGGCCCAGGAGGGCGGUUUCCCAGCCGAAGAUAAGGACAGACUCUUGCCAGAUCAAACGCACCACGUAAUCAAUUUCUUUGCAGGUCCUCCUGGGGGAAGCUCCUUCAGAGUUCUGCUUUCCAACAUUCAAAUUACUCUGCACUCUUCAAAUUUAGUUUUGCUUUUGUAGAAGUGUUAACUGCAGAAACUUCAAGUAGAGAGAGUUUAUUUUUAUUAUUACUAGCGUUGGACUAAAUGCCAGCCUUCAGCUGGGACACCAGUUUAUGAAGGCAGCUGUUACUUUAUGCAGGAGCUUUUGUAAUGGUGCUACUGAGUUGUAAGUUUAAUAAUAUAGUAUUAUUUUAUUAAAACUGUCACCGUGCAUAGCACUACCAUCUUGGACAUGGACAUUGAAAAUAGGGCAGUUUUAUUUUCUUACCAAUCACCAGGCUUUAUGUGGGGGAGUGAUGGGAGGGGGGGAAUGAUAGGACCAAUGCCAAUAUUGUGAGAUCAUCUAGCAUUAUUCUUUUCAAGCAAUAGAUUGUUACGAGAGGAAGUCAGCAGGCAUAAAUUUAUUUCUUCCCUUAGCAUGGAGUGCAACGGCCAUUAAAUAUCUGUCUUUGGUGAAUUUCAAUCUUUGGCCUUUUCAAUCCCAGAGAGACCUUUUCUUAGAAUAGUUGGGUGCCAAAAAAAAACAGGAGUUGGUGUAGACGGGAAGAGUCAAUCUGUGCACCUGAUUGUUGUUUUUGAAAUCUUGCUGUAGUAGGAAUCAUCAGGUCUGGAUUCUUUGAAUGAGAUUCUGCCACAGUAAACUGUAAAUUUUUUUGUAUUACGAAAGAACUUAUUUCAACCUAUAUUUUAAGAAAAAUAUAUAUUUUGUUAAUGAACCAAACCAUUUUUUACUUUAUAAAUUGGAUAAAUGUAGUGUUGGGUAUCAAGUGACGGAGAUACUCACAAGGUUACAAAUGUUUUAGAACAAUGUGUUAACACUCAAUCAACCAUCCAUCGUUUCUAAAAAGUGGGCUAUUUUGUGCUAUUUUAAAAUGAAAAUUAGGAGAAAUGACAAGUAACCACCAAACCAACAUUGUCUCCAAAGCAAAGGGAAUCCAGACUUCUUUGUAUUUUGUUUUGUGAUUCAGAGAACAUUCUCUAAAAGCAGCAGCUCAUUUGUACAGGGAGCAAUAAAACAUGGGAAGAGAGUAAGAGCACGAAAUCUGACUGGCAAGGGUCCUAUUUCAUCUCAGGGAGAGAUUUCAAGUCAUUCGGGGAUCUAAUCAGAAAUAUUUCAAGAGGCCGGUUUCAUGAUCUUGACUCUGCCCGGGCAGCCAUACGUAUGCGCACAGGCCCUCCGAAUUCAGCAGAACCGAAACACUGCCAGAACCAAUGGGAAGGAGCUGUGGAGUUGGGACUUUGCGCAAUGACUUUUCCUCCACAGCUGGUCAUUCGCCAGUCAAAACAGAGCACAAUUAACAGCAUUAGCAAUACGUGGGAAUGGGCAAGACUCUGCUGCACUUAGACGGGGCGCAUGCACAUUGGCUAGUGAAGAUGCCGGUUAACGGAGGGCCUCCCCUCAGAGUCAGAUAGCUGAAUCGUAUAGCUAGCCUCUCAGGAGCCAGAAGCAAUUGUGGCUUUCACAAGAGGAACGGAUGCAUUACACUUUGUACUGUCUACAAGAAGAUGGAGGGACCUAUCCAAGGAUUUAUAAUGUUUUAUGCAACAAAGCAACAAAAACUUCUAGUGUGGUGUUCCUACCUCAGUCUGUAGUAAAUGAUGCUUCUAUGCAGUGAGGGAAAAGUUUUCAUGUCGUAUUCUCCAUUCCAGGGGAAGAUACAAAUGUUCAUGUGUUAAUUGUUGGUGGUGUCUCAAACCUGUCCAAUUCUACCUGUAACUAUUUCAUGCAAUACAUUUUUUAAAUAGACAAGAUGCAAACUUUGAUGGGGGCAAGUCAUUCUUAGAUAGCUGUUGACCCUAAAUCCUGGGCCCAAUUAAGGACACUUUCUCUUGUGCCCUUCAGAAUGCGUUGGGGGACUGAGCUCUGUUUCUGCCAAUCCAACCCUUCAGCCUUCUGUUUCAUGGCUCACUGCUCAUUUGUUCCAAAUCACAACUGUAUGACUUGGGGGAUUUCCACAGGUUGCUCAUCUGAAUGAGGACUAAAGUGCUGCACACCGAAGCAGGAAAAGGUCGAUCAUCUGAAAAUGUGAUUUUUCAUUUUCAUAAUAUAGAUGUUGUUAAUUCAUGUGCCAAAUACUAUAUGUCACAUUUUUUCUUCAAAGAUGUAAAUUUUUCUACAUAUUCAGCCUGUAGUUAGUGCAAACCAUUGAUUCCAUAUCAAAGUAUUUUCAAAUUUAAAUAAAUACUUAAUUAUGAUGGAAAAAAA